AUGGAAAGUAGAGGGAACACGAGACAGAUACAGCGGGGGCGAGACGAGGGCCUACCGGAAGCGAGAGCCUCGCCAGUCUCUCUCGCCUCAUUUCCCCUGGCGAGUCGAACCUCUCACGGCAGAGCGGAGGACGAGGCGGGGUGUGGGAGAAGAUGCAGUGAGGGAGGAAGGGGCACUGUGCCGCCCUCGUCGAUUUCCUCGUCUUUUUCUCGGCCAGGAGACGAACACAGCGAGACAACCGCUUCCUCGCGAUCUUGCGAAGGCGGCGAGCGGAACGAGGUUCUCGUGUGCUUGCUUCUUGAACGCUGGACCUUUGCCUACUCGCCGCCACUCGCGUGUCCAUCGCCGCCGUCCUGGUCUCCGUCUGGGCCCUCUGCAGCGCUGGGUGGGCGUUUUGACAUUCUUCAUCGCAACUUGUCCACUGCGAUGCGGGGGUUCACUGCGUUUGCGCAUCUGCUUCCAACGUAUUCGCUUCUGUCGUCAGCGGCUUCUCUCCUCUUUCCCCCGGAAACCGAUCGAGGGUUCACCACCUUCCUUUCUGGUCCACCGAUGUACAUCACGCCGGAGUACCGGCCGCCCGUGUACGCAGGCCGACGCGCGGAACGCUGGCAGCCUGGUGGGACCCCUCGAUCAUCCCGUCAGAGCGACGCGCGCGAAGCGCAAAGGCCAACCUCAGUUGCCUCCGCACAGCCGCUGCCUCGCCCUUCGUUGUCUCAAAGAUGUUGUCAGUCUCCUCCAGUGCCAGGCGCUCCCCUCCCAGUUUCCUACCCCUCGGCUGGGGUGUCGUCGACCGCUGCACCAUCGCCCGCCUCGUCGCCAUUGCGCACGCGUCGAGACGAGCCACGAGACAGAAACGCCCCGGUCCCGACGUCGUAUCUGUCGUCCACCGCGCCCGGCUCCGGAGCGUCCCUCCUGUCUCCGUCAAUUUCAUCGGUUGCCAUCAGCCACCGUUUUCUCCCCUCCUCUUCUCCACGACGUCCUAUCGGUCUACUGCACUCGUACAGGGAAAGGGAAGCCGUGGCGCCAUCUCCUUCCUCUCCACCUUCCUCCCGACCCCGAAGUCUUUCUUCUUGUCGCGGCGUCCAAGGCAGUCCCGCCAGCCACGAACGGCCGGGACCCGUCCCCCCGUGGCGCUUGCAGGCGUCUGUUUCUCUCAAGUGGGAGGAAACCUCAUCGACGCACCGCCGCCGAGGCGCCUUUGCUCAGAGCUCUCUUUGCCAAUCCUCUCGGCCACACGACAUCCUGAUCGCCACCUAUUCAUCGCAUGCGCGCCACGCCCCUCACCCGCAGGCAUCCCUUGGCUCGGCGAGCGCGACGGCCAGGCGCUCUGGACUCUCCACCUGCGAGGACUUCUCGGAGGGUCCAUCGUCGCCGCCGGAGGCUUCGCUUGCGAGUUUCUCUGGCGGACCACGAAUCGUCGCGGCGCUUGUGCCCCGUCGCUGUGAGUCGCGCGACGCUUCCCUGCCGCAGCUUGGGGGGACACCAAGAGGUCAGAAAACUGGAAAGGUUGAGGCUGAUUCGGCCCGUGGGACGCCGCGUUCUCAACGCUCCGACACGCACAAAAAGGCUGCAAAUAAAAGCGGCCGCACGCUCUCGUCUGUUUGCCACACGAGUCCGAACGAACAAACCCCUCGUGGAGGGGCAGUGCUGGGGGGUAGAGGCCAGUGGGAAGGUGGGGAGAAAUCGGUGACGGAAGAGGAAGCAGGAUACACCCAAGUGUCGGGAGUCUCGCUUCCGUGUGGGCACGGCAUUUUAACCGUGCGAGUGGCGUUCCGAGAAGACAUUGCUUUUCUUCUGCAAACAGCUGCCGAAGCGUGCACAGGACCGCCAGAGCCGGCCGAGAGUCUGCGGGUCACUUUGGCUCCCGCCGCAGAAAACGGACGGCGAGAAGGGCGCGAGGCGCCGUGGUCUCGAUUCGGAGAGGCGAAGGAGACGGCGGAGCUGUGGCGAUGUUCGUCUCCGGUUUCGCCCAAACCGUUGUCAGUGUCGGCGAGUUCCGGGCACUCAGGCGGCAUAUCUCGUCUCAGCGUUUUCGAGGAGACAGAUGGCGGCAAGGGUGCAAAUCGAAAGCCAACCGGGGCUGCCAAAGACGACUGUGUGGGACCGGAAGCCAAAGAGCGAGAUGGAACCCAAACAGACCGGCAAGGGAGACCACAGAUAGAAAUGGUUCGCAGUGUGAGUGGGAAAGAGACCCACGACAGGAUGAAUGAGGCAGGAUGGAGAACAAAUUGUUCGCUGCCAUCUGAGGUCUCGUUUCCUGCUCGUGAAGUGCACAACGAGGGGAAACGCCCACCCACAGUUGGGCUUCGUUCGUCUUUCGGUUCCUCUGCUCCGACGCCUUUCGCUUCGUCGACGUCUCUUUCGACUUCGGGGCCUCGCCGACGUUCAACCUUUGUGUGUUUGGCAGUCACUCGAUCGUCUGGAUCCAAUGCUGCCACUGUCCCCCCGUUUCCAUACCUCCAGGGGCAGACUGGGCUUCCCUCAAAACGCCUUUCUGUCAGUGGGAGCCGCCAGAUGGACACCUUUCGACUUCCUGCAGCCGCGCCUCCCUCCGAAGCAGAUUACCGCAGCUUCUCUACUCAUCUCCCUUCUCCCGCCAUAACUGCGUGUCCUUCUUUCCCACCUUCCUCGUCGGUUUCCUCGUCAGUUUCAUCUUCGGUCUCCGCGUCCCCUCCCAUGCAUGCCCGCGAGGCAAGCGAUGCAGCAAACGAGAAGGCAGAAACGACUAACCACGGAGAUGAGAAGGAAAAUGCACAGAUGGAGCGGAUGGGCGAGGCGUGUUGUGAUGCGAAGGCGUCCGAUGUAGGAGCGACUGAACAGGAGGGGGGCGAAGAAGAAAGACAACCGGAAGGAGACUCUGAUGCCCAGGCAAGGAGUGUCGCAGAACCAUUAGGCGACUCUCGGCCCAUGGUGACAUCGGGGGCCGCCUUCACUGACGCGCGUUCGCGUCAAUCGGAAUUCUCGAACGUUUCACCUUUUCGAUUUUUGCCUGCAGGCAGUGAAGUAAUGAGGCAUUCGUCUUUCAAUUCGGGAGACAGGGGAGACGGGGAUAACGGAAAUUCAGAAAAACGUUGGUUUCGCGCGUUGUCUGAAGGAGUCCCGGCGGGCGAAAGGGAAACGACUUACGACACACUGCGCAAGGGGGAACAAGGAAAACAAGCAAGCGAGACGGCAUUCGAACGCAACGAGGCAUUCGAAGCCAAAAGAGACGCACUGACGGAGGCAUCUGGUUCCGAGAUCGAGGGACGCAAAAACGCCAUCACCAAUCGCAACCCUGCUGCUCUUUUCUCGGUCUUUGCAUGCCAAGCCGUGGAUCACGGGCGAGUGGCAGGUGACUACCUCGCCCCCGAUCGCACUCUGGUUCGACCGCCUUCGUCGCUCGUUUCUUCCUUCGCAUCGUUUUCCCGUUCUUCCCCCUCUUGCCCGGCCUCAGACCGCAUGCUUCUUUCCUCCGCGCGUCUCGCCGCCGAGGCCGAGACGCGUUGGGCAGUGCUGCUUGAACGCUCGUCUGCUCUCGAGAAUUCCUCUGCCUGCUCAGCUGGGUCUUCUCCGUCUCCGUUUGGGUCUUCUGUCUCUGCCUCCGGCGUAGUCUCGGCUUCGUCGGGGUCGUGUGGCUUCGGAAUCGGCAGGUUGCCGACGACGCUGCGUCUGUCGGCGCCGAGGCAGAGGAGCGAGUCGAGGCCAAAGAUCGGCAAAGUCGACUCCAGCGAGAAAGCGGGCGGAAACCGGCAGAGCGGCGGCAGGAACGGGGACGACAGGGAGGCGUGCAGGGAGAAGCAUUCGAGGGGGAAAGAAGGCGAUGACUUGUGGGAUGCCGGGGAAGAUGCGCGUGGCGGUGGUCUCGGGGGCGGCGAAGGAGACCCGCCUUCACCCGGUAUGGCAGAAACGAGAAUGCGGAAGAACCAGGGGCGUCAAACGACUAACCAGGCGGUUAUUGUUCUGGAUGAGGACCACGAGGAAGAUGACAGCGAGAGAGACCAGGCCUCUUUUGACGGGCGGUGUGACUCGGCGUUCCUCGGCAAAAAUCGAAAAAGAGGCAACGGAGCGUUCUGUCUCCAUCCGCUCGGGUUUGACUGGGCAGAAGACCAGAUGUUUGAGUGCGACUCCCUGCCUGCAUGGGGGGGAAGGCGGCAGUCUACUUUGAGAACUCUCGCCAGCGGCUGCCCCGUCGCUUUCGAUAUCGGGGGAAAUGCUGCGACGGUGCAAACGCGUGGAGAGAGUGAACCGUUUCGCUUUGGCGGAGACGCGUUAUGGAACGAGGGCAGCAGAUUCUGUGACGACACCGAACGUGUCCGAGUAGAGGAAGGAGCAGAGAGUUGCCAUGGGGGAAGACGAGACGGGACAGUGCACAUCUCUCAAAGCGAUGACCAACGCGGUGACGGAGACGCAGGCGACCGUGAGUUUAGAGCCUUGUGGCUCAUCCCGGAGCUUUCCGCGCCUUCCUACGCUGCGUCUGCGAGACUGCGGGAUGCAGAUGUAUGCGGCGGAGAGAGACACACACAGGAUGAAGGCAUGCAAGAGAGCGGCAUACCUCGAAAGGACGUUGACGACGACAAACGCCCUCCGAACCUUUUUCGUACGUGCUCCAAUCGUGCCCCGGUCAGAGAGUUUCCCGUCGAACCUACCUGUUCGUUUUCCAGUUCACAGUCUUUCUCCCCCUUUCCUUCUUCUGCUUCUGCAACGCGUUCAAUUUCUUCGAUUCUCGACGAAGCGGCGGCGCCUCCACCAGGUUGGCUGCCGGAGGCUUGGCGAGCCGCCCUCGAGGAACUUCGCGCCGCUGGGACCGUUCCAGUCUCGCCUUGCCUCUUCGUUCCUUCUUGGCGUUCUGUUGACGCACCCGCAUGCCCACCCCAGCAGCACAUCACCGAAGGCAGGCCGAAGCCUUCGACGCGCUGCGUUCGGGCAGCGGGGCCCGGUGAGAAGGAGCUCGAGGCGACAGGUUUACGGUCCUCUUCAUGUCGUUCCUGGUCUUCUUUCUUGCCCGUCGAUUCGGUCUUCUUUCCGGCAUCUUCGUGCUUUCUUACCGCUGCGGCGACGCCUGGUUUCGGCCAAAGGGCGCCUUCACUUGUGGCAUCUCGGCGAAGCCUCUUCGGUUCGUCUCACGACGAGCAAAGAAGGAGGCUGUCCCCACCGGAUUCCCCUCGUCGCCCGACACAGGCGGCCGCCGUCCGCUGGGACCAAAAGAAGACGGAAGAGCCCGAAAGCAGCAAAAGCAUCGCCGCGGCACCAAAGGCGCAACUGCACGACGAACGCGCCGACGAUGGGGAAACCUGGAAGCAACCGGAUUGCGAACGCAGCAGGGAGACAGGCACGAAAGGCGCGGAGGCACAAGAGACGGAAACUGGUGACCUGAGGAUCCAACCGACAGAUGCACGGAGGAAACGAGACGAAACAAGUCUUCAGCUAGUUUCGGAGAUAGUGCAUCUCCUUGGUUCGGACGCCGCGUCAGAGACUGACGUCUCUACCUGCUCUUCGCUUUUUCUCUUUUGUUCUCGAUGGUCUCGUCCUUCUCUUCCGUCUGCUGCCUCUUCUCCGUUUCGUUCCCCUUCGCGCGCCGCCCACUGCCAGGCGGCGUCUCGCCUGCAUGAUUGGAGACAAAGGCGAGGACGCGAAGAAGACGGAGGAGCAUGGGAGGGAAGAGACGAGGACGCGAGGAAGCAGGACAGUGGCGAGCUCGUGCACCUCGGCGAAAAGACCAGAGAGGCCAGUCGGGAGAGGGGCGCCAACCGAGGCCUGGGAUGCGGCAGUGAGGCUACGGGCGGAAGAGAGGCGGACGAUGUCUUGGUCGAACGCGAGUUGAGGCGACUGGAAAGACAACUCAGCGCGUUCGGGCAUUUCGGGUGUGAGCCUCAACGCCACAUCGCCUUCCCUCCCGCCUCCUGA
Neospora caninum is the source of this 5883-nucleotide messenger RNA. RefSeq lists its product as hypothetical. Bases 1 to 5883 code for a protein of 1960 amino acids. The record is from RefSeq and is a predicted model, not a curated record. Lineage: Eukaryota; Apicomplexa; Conoidasida; Eucoccidiorida; Sarcocystidae. The transcript is spliced from 3 exons.